Danio aesculapii is the source of this 2963-nucleotide messenger RNA. RefSeq names its product otopetrin 2 (gene otop2). Lineage: Eukaryota; Metazoa; Chordata; Actinopteri; Cypriniformes; Danionidae. Gene Ontology annotation, biological process: proton transmembrane transport. Gene Ontology annotation, molecular function: proton channel activity. The record is from RefSeq and is a predicted model, not a curated record. The coding region runs from base 97 to 1809 and encodes 570 amino acids. Gene Ontology annotation, cellular component: membrane. The transcript is spliced from 8 exons.
CUUGACAGGACACGGAAGAGUUGUUACAGGCCCUUCAGUGUUACCGCUGUAAAUCAGUGUGUCUCAGAGGGAAUAUAUAUAUAUGACAUGUAGUGGAUGGCUCCUCAGAAGGCCAGCGGAUCCUACUCGUGCUCAAGCAACAUGUCGACAAAGGCAGAUCUAGAAGCCAUCGAGAACCAGAUAUCCACUAUCCAGAUCAGCUCCCAUGGAGAGAUGCCUGCCCGGGGGUUCAAGCCUGUGGAGAAGGGCCGCAAUUGGGGAUGGCUCCUGUCUGGGUUUAUCUCCCUAAACGCAUUGCUUUUGGGAAUCGCCAUCGUGAGCGGGAGUGUUUUCAAUAAGGUCCAGAUCACUUCUUCUCACCUUCUGAUCUUCCUCAUCUUGCUGGUCAUCCUGUCCACUGUGUGGAUGGUUUACUAUAAAGUGCACACUUCCCGGGUGUACCGCGCGGUGCUCUACAAGGACAGUCACGCCGGACCUGUUUGGCUGAGAAGUGGACUGGUUUUGUUUGGGAUCUGCAGUGUAAUCAUGGACAUCUUCAAGAUUAUUUUUUAUGUGGGUCGAAUGAACUGCGAAUCCCCCAUAAAAAUAGCAUUCCCCGUCGUGCAAGCUGUGUUUGUCAUCGUCCAGACGUACGUGCUCUGGAUUCAUGCUAAAGACUGUGUGCAAAUCAAGCAAAACAUCACACGUUGUGGCCUGAUGUUGACUCUGUCCACCAACCUCAUGGUGUGGAUGAUGGCUGUGACCGAGGAGUCGCUCCACCAGACUGUGGCUCCGGUCAAACCUCCCACCAACAACAACAACAGCUACAACGACACGCUCGAUGGUCGCGCUGCAGCCAGUGAAUGCGAGUGUCUCCAUAACAUGUGCGACCUCUUUGAGAAGGCCUACUACUACCUGUACCCCUUCAACAUCGAGUACAGUCUCUUCGCCUCAGCCAUGACCUACGUGAUGUGGAAGAACGUUGGCCGCAAGAUGGACGACCACCACAGCCACAAGUUGCACUUCAGCCUGUGGGACGUCCUGGUGGGUCCGCUGGCUGGUCUGAUCGUCCUGGUGGCGGGUCUGGCUACGUUUGUGGUCUACGAAGUGGACGUGUCUAAAGACGACCCUAAGAAGAAGGAGGAGGCUCUGAUAAUGCACUACAUCAUGAACAUAGUGGCCGUCCUGCUCAUGUCCAGCUCCGCUCUCGCCGGAUGUAUCCUCUUCCGCAUGGACAAGCGGGAACAGGUUUCGGGGAAGAACCCAACGCGGAGUCUGGAUGUGGGACUCCUGGUGGGAGCGUCACUGGGACAGUUCCUCAUCUGCUACUUCACUAUAGUCGCUGUUUUAUCAUCCGGGGUUCAAGGCCACACAAACGGGCUCAACUUAGCGUGCGCUAUGCUAACUGUGAUCGAGCUGUGCAUUCAGAAUGCCUUUCUCAUCAAGGGCCUCCAUCGGGAGCCCUUUAAAGAGACGGAUGUGGCCACUGUUUUUGCCAACGUCAUGGCUGUGAAGGAGCGGGACCUGGAAAGACGGAGCAGCUCCAUCGUGCCCGCACACACGCUCCCCAUCCCACUGACUCUACUGCAAGGCAGGAUGUCCUGGAAGAGGAGGAUCCUGAAGGAGAUCUGCGCCUUCCUACUGCUCUGCAAUGUCACUCUGUGGAUUAUUCCAGCCUUUGGAGCUCGGCCUCAGUUUGACAACACCGUCGGACCAGACAUAUAUGAGUUCCAGACGUGGGCCGCCGUGGUGAACAUCGGAAUGCCGUUUGGGAUUUUCUACCGAAUGCACUCUGUGGCAAGUCUGUUUGAGGUGUGCCUCGCCGCCUAAAGCAGACCACCAUCCCAGAACUGUAGCACCCACUGCACAUAUCUUUGUAAAAUAAUAUAUUUUUAUAGAAUAUUUUUGUUUAGCCAAAUGUUUUAUAUUUUACUACGUUCGUACCGGAUAACACAAUGUUUAUAUGUUAGCAUGAGUCUAUGGCAAGCCAUUUUAGCUUUAAUUGAACUUGUUAUAAUAGCAACGAUCACAAUUUUGGAGCUUCUGGAUUCAAUUUUUACUUGUGAAAGUUACAAUUAGAGUUAUUAGUAAUAUGUAAUUAUUAGUAAUUUGUCUCCAUUGACUUCCAUUCUUUUAUAAUUCGGUCUACAAUUGAAUUUGCUCCCUAAAGCCCUCUAAUUAGUUUCUUACUAGUAAGAAUUACAAUUAGAGACCCCUUUAAAAAUAAAACUAUAGUCAUAAAAAAGAUAUAAUUACUUGUUUAGAUAAAAUCUGUCAUUACACUGUUUAAAAAUGAAGAGUUAAAUAUGCUUGGUAGGUUUUAAAAUAAGAGGGGAAGUCGGAAUCACAAUUUUAGCCGCACAUUUUUAAUAAUAAUGACUUCUGUCCUUUAUUAUACCCUAAUCACGUGACAUAUCAAGAGACGUUUGUCUCAUAAAAGUCCUAAAUAAAUCAAAUAUUUUAAAAAGUUCCUUUCUAUAUGUUUUACUUGGAUCCAGGUGAUAUUAAAAAAUGACAUGUAAUCAUUUUCCAUUCUUGUUGGUUAAUUUAAGCUCUUAAAUUACACUCUUACUAAUAAAAACAUACAUUAGGGAUAAGUUCAACUUCAGAGCUCUUUAAUUCAAUAGGAAUUACUAGUAAAUUAAAAUUAGAGAGCUCUAUAACUAAGUUCUUACUAGUAAUAUUGCAAUUACAAGUAAAGCAGAGUGCUUUUUAAGCUAAUUUGGCUUUCCAUGAGUGUGUGUGUGUGUGUGUGAGCGCGAGUGUGUGUGUAGAUCUAGACCAUGUUGAACUGAAAUCUUUCUGAAUGUAAAUAUCGUCAUGAUAUCUUCUGAAAUAUGGCCUAGCCCUGUUACAGGCGUUCAACUGUUAGCAGUGCAGCAUAAAAUCCUCCAGAAAAAGCAAUGCUGUCAUAAUGUCUGAAAUGAGCAAACACUGCUGUACUCUUUCUGUUGCUGAUGGAUAAAUGAAAUGUGGAACAAUAA